AUGGCAAACCCAAGGAAGUUUAGCGAGAAGAUUGCGCUGCACAAUCAAAAACAGGCGGAAGAGACGGCCGAGUUCGAAAGGAUCAUGCGGGAGGUGCUGGACGUCACGUCGAAGGCGUCCAAGAGUGCUAACCUGUCACCGACGACGGGCACCCUGGGCACGUUUCGAGGCGGUUCCCUGCCGAACGUCAAUAAUGAAAACAAACAGUACCAGGAAAAGACGGACGAUGGUUCUAACUUGACCGAACUGAAACCGUACUCGCAGCCGGAAACGAUCAAGGUGAAAAAGGAAAUAACGCCUAAAACCAGCACCCCCAGCCACACGAGAGAGUCUAGAGGUAAAGAAGGUCGAACGCCCGGCGGUCCGAUGCGCAAUCGGCAGGCGAGUCGCAACCAUGACACGUCACCGUACGGCAACAGUACGGUUCACUUAAUUCCUCCGAUGGAAAACAACUGGCACCGUUCGAUCUCGGAUUCGGCAAUCCAUCAGAGUCUCUGUCAAAACCAGCAACAGGACGGCACCCUUCUUACCACUCACACACCCCUAACGCUAAGUCCAACAGUGCAAAGAAAGAUUUCAAAUGCUCAACACAUUUCGAAAGUACACAACAACCACAUGACCAACAAUCAUCAUAAUCAUCAUCAUCAUCAUCACCACCCUAGUAAUCAUCACGACAAUGGAUCAACGCAAGAUAUACGGUCACGCUCCUCUACGGCCCUGCCGAGGUUACCCGGAAUCAAUAUCUAUCCAUCGCAAAACCAUCCCGACAGUAUACAGAUUCCGAUACCGAGCAACACUGGUUCGUUACCGGAUUUAACCUCCGUCGGUUAUCCCUCCAUGUAUCCGGCAACGUUGGAUCAAGAGUACGAUCCAAACGGGCAGAAUCACAGCUACUGUCCGAGUCCGCUUGGUACCUCACCCUCGUCGCUUUCACCAACCUCUGCUAUUCAGAACCAUCACCACCAUCCACAUCCGAGGGCCAACAGCUUCAGUGGCGGUGUCAGCGGAAGCAGUGCAGGUGGAGGGAACGGGUCCAGUGGUGGUGGUGGUGGAGGAGGAGGAAGCGGUGGCAACGGUGUUGGAGGAUACCCCAUUCCUACUAGCCAUUCGAACAGUGGUUCCGUCAGCCCAACGGGUAGCGGUAUCAGCUGUAGUCCCAGUGCGUCUGUAGCCCCAAUCGCGAUCAAUAACGUGAAUUUGGUGAACGCUGUUAAUCACAACAAUGGCGCAAAUCUUAAUAAUGGCACCAAGGGGAAGAAAACGAAACCGCAAACCAUCUCUAGUCAGCCUUUUUUAUCUGUACCAGAUAGUAAUAGAUAUUCGUUUAUGUCGAAGGUCAACAAUACUUAUGACACUAACCAACAGCAACAGUCAGUGCAACAGCAGCAUCAACAACACCAGCAAUCGCAGGCACAGUCUCCACAGCAGCAGCAACAACAAGCGCAACAGCAGCAACGAAUACCAACCCUAGAUCAAAUCAACUACGAUAGCUUCACGCAGAUCACCGACGGUCUGGCGUCACCAAACCAGAACUCUCCCGAAAGCAUACUGUACGGAUCUCAUGGAAAUAUGUCCCCGCAAAUUAUGUCUGACUACCGAACUCGACCUAGUCCCGGUUCAAGUCCUGGGCUUGCGUUAGUGAACAAUCCCGACUCCAAUUCCAGUGCACCUUGUAGUCCAGUGUCCCAUACUGUGGGCAGCAACAAUGGACCAAACUAUGACAAAUAUCCGCCUAAUGAUGUUUACGUGCAAAACACCCUACCACAGUAUUUGGAACACAUAACAUUGGACUGGACUACGCUGGUUCAGAGUUUAGUAGAGUCCGGAUGUACAUUAACCGCGCAAGUGCAGGGUGACACCGAUUUUACUACGAAUCAAAUGGUCUUUAGUGGGUUUGAUGAACCCUACUUGAUGAACAAUGGCCUUGGUAUACGGACUCAUACCGGUCAUGGUAAUGGGCAUUCUCAGAUACAGCAAACUACGACGCAGCAGACAAACCAGCUGAAUUCGAUCAACUGUCAGAAUUUGCAGAACAUGCAGAAUACCAACAUGAACAACAUGUUCAAUGGAACGACGGAACCUCUACUAAGCCUGCCCAACACACAAUCGCUUAUCGAACCGCAAACACCAACGAUACCGGAGAUCGUGUUUACAGAUUAUUCGACCAGGGACGAUUUUGAAGCUGAUCUUGGGCUUGGUCAUAUGGAUUUUCAAAGCAUUCAAAUGCUUUCCGACACCAGCACGAUGAUAGACCCGAUGGAUGAGGACAGUUUUCGGCGAGAUUUACAGUAGAGCGAACCAACAUGCGCAGGGCCUAUCGAAUGUGUGUCUGUCAGCCGCAUAGUUGUUUGUUGAUCGACCGUUCAACGUUACACAGUACUGGGCGUAAAACCAAAACACAGAUAUCCCCGUUGGGUGGGUGGGUGGCGGGAAAUAGUUGAUGAUAACUGUUGAUUCGAGGCUGACCGCGUAGGUGGUACAAUAUAAGAUGGAACGACAAAGUGUAAAGUUAAACGAUGCUUAUUGAUUGUAAAGUCUAGCAUACCUGCAUCUCUAGCGUUAUCGAGCUGUAAAUGGUUAUGUUUUAAUGUUCAGUUAAACCUUUGCCCACAAUACGCGCAUUGACAUGUUACAUUACCUAGAUGUUUUGAUUUUUAGAACUAGUUGACAUUAAGCUGUUUUAUCUUAAUACCGGAUGGGUUAAAUAAGCUUUUGAUUUGAAAAAUGUUAGUUUUCCUCAUCUAUGUUUCAAUUUCAAACGUCAACGAGUGUUCUUUGUUGACGUUGAUUUGUUAAAAGAUUUGUGUUACAUGUUUUGUUCCAUAUUGGCGAACAAACUAAUAGAAGAUAUGGAAAGACUUUUCAUCAGAAGGUAAUACUUGUUUCAUUCUGUUUGCAUUUUCUUUGCUGUCCUAGCAAUGAAGCUCUGAAUAACUGGAUGUAUGUUACGUUUAUGAAAUGGAUAAAGUUAUCGGUUUUGAUAAAUGGAAUACGCAGCUUUUAAGUUUGUGUUUGCUUAACGGGUAAGAAGGAUUUUCAAAAUUAACACCAAAUCUUGGUGAAUUAAAGGGUAGAGAUAAUAGAUUGUCAUGUAGCACAAAAUUUGAUUAAAAAUCAUUGGCAUGAUCUGUGGGCUAUUGUUUGUUUUUUUUUUUUACUUCAAAUUCGUUCCAAUGCGAGUUUUGAAAAUAUUUCCUCCCUACAGAUGCUCGAUUGUACGAUUGGUAACAAUACGCUUCUUUUGAUUAAAUUUAAAGCUGCUCGUUAAAAUCUUGUAUCGUUAUUCAUUAUAUCGAAAUGAUUUUUUGCAUGACGAUAUGAUUUGACGAAAUUUUUUAUUAUUAUUAUUAUUAUUAUGUUUCAUUGUGUUUUGUGAUCGAAUUUCAGUGAAGGGUUAAGAAAAGCGCUAGCUCCCUAUAGCAUAGAGCGAAUGGUGAAACAGAUAGAGAGGGAUUUGUUCAAUAACAGCAUUAGUCUAUACUAAUAAAACCAUGAUUCAAUUCGAGGUGGGAAACAGCAUCGAAUGGAAUGGAAUGAAAGAAAAAAAACAGCACCACUCGAGUAGAUGUAAAUCUUUUUACCAUACGGAAGGAAACCCAUUAUUCAAGAGGAGUGGAUUGCUGCAAGCUGGUGAGGAAAACCGACAGUAAUGUUCUCUGUGUAAUGCUCUGUUUUAAAUGUCUCUUAGCAGUUAAAAACGAAAAACAUUGUGCUAUUUACUGAUAAUAAAACGGGAUGAUAAGUUAGGAUAAAAUGUAGCUAAGGUUUAAUGCAAGUUUAGGUAGGAAACGAAAAAAGCAGAUAGAGCAAAAAACGAAUGGAAAAAAGGAUAAUAAAGUUUGUGAACAAUAAAAAUGGACGAUGAAGAGAGCACUUUACUUUAACUGGAAGUAUAAAGUUCGAACUAUAUCCGGUACCCGAACAAUAUAUGGAAGAUGAUGAUGCUUAACAAAAUUCACUGGAAAAAGUGCAAGAGUGGGCCGCAGGUCAUAGCAACUGAGCAGAAAUCUCUCCAAAUGCGACGCAAAUGCUUGAUUUUUACGCAUUACUAUUGAAGCUAUUCGUUAUUGCGUUCCUGUACGAACGGCAAAUAACUCAAUAGUGAAAUAAUAGAGCGUUCGGCUGUGCAUGAAUUUUGACCGGAAAAGGAAAAUCGAUAGAAGCUCCACAAUUGGAGAACGACACAAAGAACGAAUAAAAACGAACGAUAGAUAGAUAUUGCGAAUUACGGGGCGCACAGUGACCAUUCUGGUGGUGUGAUGAAGAACAGCAACGGAAGCUGAAAAGGGGAAAGAUUUGAAUGUAAAAAUAUCGUAACAUAUCAAACUGUACGGAAAUUGUUUGUUAGCUUUAUCCAAUCUUCUCCCCUAACCGAUGAUAAUAAAAGCUUACGACAGUGAUCGAUUGCGAGAUGGGUGGUUAUAUGCUAGCUUCAGCAAACAACAAGUAUGUGCACCACGAUCAAUACGAUCCCUUAUACCGAAAAUAACGAAAUCAAAAUCCAUUGCGCGAAGUUGGACUGAUCCAUGCGGUUAGGCAGAGAAUGUUGAAGUACAAAAAGCAAGAGAAUAUGCUUAAAUCUUUUAGAUGAAUUCAAAUGUUUGAAAGUGUAUACCAGGGGAAGGAAUCAUCGUACAUUAUAUAAAUAUCUCUCUCUCUCUCUCCCAGUACACGUUGCGCAUUUUCUGUGUUUUACUAUGAAGAACUCAGUGUUCCUAAAGCGAUUCUUUAUGUCCGUGUUAUUACUCUCUCGCUCGAGAUUAGGGCAUCUUUUGAGUAAUGGAAAUUGUCACAUUAUCUUGUGAUUGGAAAAAUGGAUUUUAUUAUUUACUGUUUUAAUACAUAGUGAUAGUACAGUGAUGACAGAGCAACCAUUAAUGUGUGACAAAUAAGUGCAAACCCUUCAACUCUGUACAAAACUUACUGCAUACUUAUUAAGGCUAAAAUAAAUCCUUGCCCUCGUCUCAUUUUUAAAAUAAAAAAAACAUCUUCGUUAUUCUCUCUCCCUAUCUUUCUCUCUAUCCUACCACGCAUUUUUCUCUUUCUCUUCCCUAUUACCUGUAACUUGUACUGCA
Anopheles moucheti is the source of this 5075-nucleotide messenger RNA. RefSeq names its product CREB-regulated transcription coactivator 3-like. The coding region runs from base 1 to 2292 and encodes 763 amino acids. Gene Ontology annotation, cellular component: nucleus; cytoplasm. NCBI's taxonomy places the organism in Eukaryota, Metazoa, Arthropoda, Insecta, Diptera, Culicidae. Gene Ontology annotation, molecular function: cAMP response element binding protein binding. Gene Ontology annotation, biological process: positive regulation of transcription by RNA polymerase II; protein homotetramerization. The record is from RefSeq and is a predicted model, not a curated record. The transcript is spliced from 16 exons.